Spodoptera frugiperda (fall armyworm) is the source of this 3309-nucleotide messenger RNA. RefSeq names its product vam6/Vps39-like protein. The record is from RefSeq and is a predicted model, not a curated record. Lineage: Eukaryota; Metazoa; Arthropoda; Insecta; Lepidoptera; Noctuidae. Gene Ontology annotation, molecular function: protein binding. The coding region runs from base 241 to 2793 and encodes 850 amino acids. Gene Ontology annotation, biological process: vesicle-mediated transport; endosomal vesicle fusion; intracellular protein transport. The transcript is spliced from 13 exons. Gene Ontology annotation, cellular component: membrane; cytoplasm.
GUCAAAAUCAAAACGUAUUGUUGACUUGAGGGUAUCAAUAUCAAUUUUAUUGCGUUAAUAAUUAAAAAUAAAAGGAUGUUCAGAGCUGCAGAUUUAAAGUUAUUAUAAUUUUGGUGUUUAUUGUGGUUCAUCAAAGAAACCUACGUGAACAUAGUCACUUUGCAGAAUAUUAAUGUUAUGGGUGUAAAGUUCUAACUUGUAAUCAAAUUUUGGAGUGUGUUAUAUUAUAUUUCAUCAAAAAUGCAUGAAGCAUACGAGAUAUCGCACUUGCUCAAUGCGACAGUACAAAUAGAAGCUAUAGCAGCUUAUGAUAACAACUUGUUAUUAGGAACGAGACAAGGGCAUCUGUUGAUGUAUUCAUUGUCUCAAACAAACGGGAAUCAGAAAUAUGAGUUGCAGCUACUUAGAUACUGUAAGAAUUUUAGUAAAAAACCUAUUCAACAAAUAGAAGUUAUACCUGAAGAAAACUUGUUGCUGUGCUUGACUGACAAUGUCCUCUCUACAUACAAUAUAAACGGUGUUAAUUUUCCAUUGGUCAAGACAUUUGAACAAACAAAAGGUGCUUCGCUAUUUGCUUUAGAUAACACGCCCACAACAUCAAUGACAGGAGAAUCUAAUUCAGUUGUCCGUCUCUGUGUAGCUGUGCGAAGAAAAUUACAAUUAUAUUACGGGAAGAAUGGAGAAUUCAAACAACACUUGUUUGACUUUACCAUACCUGAUGUGCCGAAAGUCAUGUCGUGGGGCCAGCAAUACGUUUGCGUGGGAUUCAAAGCCGAAUAUGUACUUUAUGAUCUGGCAUCAGGAAACCCUCAAGAACUAUUUCCAACGAGUAGUUCCAAAUCACUUGAGCCAACUAUAGCGAAAUAUUCUGAAACGACAUUCCUACUGGGGCGCGAUCAAACGUCCGUGUUAGUGGAGGAAGCCAAAAACAUAGAUAUAAAGAAAACUAUCAAAUGGUCUGAAGCUCCUAUUGCUGUUGUGUGGGACGAGCCAUAUGUAUUAGGUUUGUUAUCAGACCAAGUGAUAGUACAGACAGUGGAGCCAUCGCUGUUCAUACAAACCCUACCUGAACUGAACAAAGCAAGACUGAUGUAUAGAUGUAAGCGAGGAUUGAUAUUCGUGUCUUCAGUGGGGCAGGUAUGGUGUCUCAGCUCCGUAGAUAUCACGAAACAAAGGCAGCAACUACUCAAGGACAAACAUUUCCAAAUUGCUAUAGAAUUAACGAGCCUGUCAGACUGCACACCAGAAGAAAAAGAACAGAAAAUACAUUCCAUACAAGUGCUAUACGCGUUAGAACUAUUCGAUAACAAACAAUAUUCGCAAUCUAUGAAAGAGUUCAUUAAACUAAAGACAGACCCUGCUGACGUCAUCAAACUAUUCCCUGAAUUAGACGGUAAAACGAAUGAAGAUAAUCCGAAGAAAUUGGUUGGGAAAGAUCUAGAAAAUGCUUUGAAUGCGCUCGUGAUGUACUUGAAGGAAUUGAGAGCGAAUUUAGGGUUUAGCACAGGCCAAGACGAGGCGACCAAGCAAAGGAAUGUCACGCAGCAAUUAGAACUGAUUGAUACUACGUUGUUGAAAUGUUAUUUGCAGAUAAACGAUGCUUUAGUUGCACCUUUAUUACGAAUCAACAAUUGUCGCCUAGAAGAAGCAGAGAGGAUGUUACUGCAACAUGGAAAAUAUAGCGAAUUAAUAAUAUUGUACCAAACAAAAGGGCAGCAUCGGAAAGCGCUAGAGUUGCUAAGAGAUCAGGCCAAAGAACCAGACUCUAGCUUAGAAGGUUACCAAGGAACGAAGAAUUAUUUGCAACAACUUGGUGCUGAACACAUAAACCUAAUAUUCAAAUUCUCCGACUGGAUAUUAAAGGAACACCCAGAGAAAGGCUUGAAGAUAUUUACCGAAGAUAAAGUAGAAAUAGAGAACUUGCCUCGUCCGAAGAUAUUAGACUUCCUGCUGAGAGAGCAUGAGUCUCUCGUGAUUCCUUACCUGGAGCAUGUGAUCCACACGUGGAACGAUACGAACUCGCUGUUCCACGACGCACUCAUCAACAUGUACCGAGACAAGAUCACAGACAAGAAGGCGAACCUGACCGACGCAGAGGUGCAGCAUAUCAAGUCCAAACUUAUUGCGUUUCUGGAGAAAUCCGCGCAUUACACGCCCGAGAGAGUUCUGGUGCACUUCCCUGUUGAUAGCCUGUUCGAGGAAAGAGCCAUCAUUUAUGGAAAAUUAGGACGCCAUGAGCAGGCACUCGCUAUUUACGUACUAAUAUUAGGGGAUGUAGAUAGAGCAAUAAGAUACUGUGAAAAUGUUAGCGCGACACCGAACGAUAAGAAUCAAGAUGUUUACGUCAUUCUAAUGCGUAUACUCAUGAAUCCUCAACAAGACAGUGCGCUUAAAGAGAAUCCUUUGGCCAAAGUACCAAGACACCCGAAGACCUCCGUGCCUGAUUUGGAGACAGCUCUUGAUAUACUGGAGAAGCAUGCUGACAAAAUUUCGCCCCUAAAAGCCUUAUCAGUGUUACCAGACUCGGUGCCACUAAGUCGUUUGAAGCACUUCCUAGAGAGCGCUCUAGAUGGACAGCUUACGUUAAAGCGGCGCAUGCAAGUUCUCAAAGGUUUACUGUAUGCUGAACAUAUGCAGGUACAAGAAGUGAAACAGUUCCACGAAUCUAAGAGCGUUGUUAUAAACGACUACAACGUGUGUCCGGUGUGUAAGAAACGCUUCGGAAACCAGAGCGCCUUCGUCAGGUACCCCAACGGUGACAUAGUCCAUUUCAAUUGUAGACUUGAUAAGUAGUACUAGUCCUAUAUCGUAUAUAGAAUAUUCUACUAUUCAACUCUGGCGUAUUUGUCAAAUGAAGCUGUAGCGUAUUUCGAACAACAGGAGGUCUACUCUAAUUCAACGAAAAACGAAGUUUCGUCUGAAACAGCAGAUUUCGUACUACAAUUCCAUUUAUUGCAACCUUUUGUGAACAAAAAUGAACGAAUGAAAUGAAGAUAAAUAAAUAGAUUUUGAUUUGAAAUUAAAAAUAAAACGUUUUUUCGAUUAAUUAUAUUAGUAAAUCAAUAAAACCUUUGGCCCAAGAAUAAACGAAACUUCGCAUUCGAGAACCGGAGUAGACCUACAGGUCUAUGUCUCGAAGCAGAUACUCUUUGACUGAUGUGCUUAUAUGACCAGAUGCAUAAAUGUGAUCUCUUAUAAUUAUGCCUCAUAUGCAAACCAGGGGCCUUAGUCUGCUAUUACAAUUGUGUCAGAAUGGUCGAUCACUGAUCAGUGCAAGAGGGACGGAGCUAUUUAGGUUGUAUAGCUCCA